This is a messenger RNA of Cinclus cinclus, 1169 nucleotides long. It is a transcript of the gene ARHGDIG, whose product is annotated as Rho GDP dissociation inhibitor gamma. Gene Ontology annotation, biological process: Rho protein signal transduction. Gene Ontology annotation, molecular function: Rho GDP-dissociation inhibitor activity; protein binding. The coding region runs from base 1 to 687 and encodes 228 amino acids. Gene Ontology annotation, cellular component: cytoplasm; cytosol; membrane. The record is from RefSeq and is a predicted model, not a curated record. NCBI's taxonomy places the organism in Eukaryota, Metazoa, Chordata, Aves, Passeriformes, Cinclidae. The transcript has 6 exons.
AUGCUCGGCCUGGACGUGUGCGAGGCUGGCGGGCAGCUGCUGGAGCUGCUCUGGCUGGCGCUGUGCUACAGAGACAUCAUGGCUGACAAGGAGGGGGUGACGCUAUCCCUGGAGGAGGAGGAGGAGGAGGAUGCCGACGUGGCCCUGGCGUACAAGACGCCGGAGAAGAAGAGCCUGCAGGAGAUCCAGGAACUGGACCCAGGGGAUGAGAGCCUGCGGAAGUACAAGCAGGCACUGCUGGGUGUCAUCCCUGCUGCCGUGGAUGCCAGUGUGCCCAACGUGCAGGUGACAAGGCUGACACUGAUGUGUGAGCAGGCGCCAGGGCCCAUCACCAUGGACCUGACAGGAGACCUGGAGGAGCUGAGAGGUCGGGCCUUUGUGCUGAAGGAAGGGGUGGACUACAGGGUGAAGGUGUCCUUCAAGGUGAACAGGGAGAUCGUCUGCGGGCUGCGGUGCCUGCACCUCACCUACCGCCGGGGCCGGCCCGUGGAUCGCGACGUGUUCAUGGUGGGCAGCUACGCGCCUCGGGCCGAGGAGUACGAGGUGGUGACGCCGGCGGAGGAGGCGCCGCGGGGAUGGCUGGCACGGGGCUCCUACCGCGUCCGCUCCCUCGUCACCGACGAUGACAAGACGGAGCACCUCUCCUGGGAGUGGGGCCUCUGCAUAAAGAAGGCUUGGGAGGACUGACCCCGCCCCGCACCCCGGCUCCCCCCGCCAGCUCGGGGUGCGGCCAUCCCGGGGACCCCUCGCCGGCACCGCCGCGCUUGCCCCAGUCGCGUCAAGGGUUGAGGGGGGUCCCUUAGCGAGUGAGAGCCCGUGGUCGUGGUCUUCGCAACCAAAGUUAUUUUUAAUUGCUCUUUUUUUUUUUUUUUUAAAUAUCGACGCCCGCCUGGUCCUCACGGCGUCCCCGUCGCUGGGGCCGGGGCUGUGACCCUGCCGUGGUGGUGCCGUGUCCGGUGCCCGCCCGGUCGCAGGCUGUGCUCUUCCAUCGCCAUUAAACCCUACAGACUGGUCUCUUACUGGUGUGUCUGUGCAUCCACCGCCUAUGCCUGUUCCCCUGCUCACUGUCCCCUGCGGCCCUGGUCCCAUCCCGCUGGCGGGGCCAGGUCUCCCUGCGGCGACGAGCGUCUGGAAAACAGCCACCUGGUCCCGCUGCCUUAUCGGCGGGG